GUCGCGGCCGGCUCCCGCUCCCACUCGCUCGGGUGCGCGGGAGACUAUGGCGUCCUCCUCCGUCCCUCCCGCCACCGCGCCCGCGGCAGCCGGAGGCCCCGGCCCGGGGUUCGGCUUCGCCUCCAAAACCAAGAAGAAGCAUUUCGUGCAGCAGAAAGUGAAGGUGUUCCGGGCCGCCGACCCGCUGGUGGGCGUGUUCCUGUGGGGUGUCGCCCACUCGAUCAAUGAGCUUAGCCAGGUGCCGCCUCCAGUGAUGCUCCUGCCAGAUGACUUUAAGGCUAGCUCCAAGAUCAAGGUCAACAAUCACCUCUUCCACAGAGAAAAUCUUCCCAGUCAUUUCAAGUUCAAGGAAUACUGUCCCCAGGUCUUCAGGAACCUCCGAGAUCGAUUCGGCAUUGACGACCAGGAUUACUUGGUGUCCCUUACUCGAAGUCCCCCAAGCGAAACUGAAGGCAGCGAUGGUCGGUUUCUCAUCUCCUAUGAUCGCACUCUUGUUAUCAAAGAGGUGUCCAGUGAGGACAUCGCUGACAUGCAUAGCAACCUCUCCAACUACCACCAGUACAUAGUGAAGUGUCAUGGCAACACACUUCUGCCCCAGUUCCUGGGCAUGUACCGAGUCAGUGUGGAAAAUGAAGACAGUUACAUGCUUGUCAUGCGAAACAUGUUUAGUCACCGUCUCCCUGUGCAUAGGAAGUACGACCUCAAGGGCUCUCUAGUGUCCCGGGAAGCCAGUGAUAAGGAAAAGGUUAAGGAGCUGCCUACGCUUAAGGAUAUGGACUUCCUCAACAAGAACCAGAAAGUGUACAUUGGUGACGAGGAGAAGAAAGUGUUUCUGGAGAAGCUGAAACGAGAUGUGGAGUUCCUAGUGCAGCUGAAGAUCAUGGACUACAGCCUUCUGCUGGGUAUCCACGACAUCAUCCGGGGCUCUGAGCCGGAGGAAGAGGGGCCCGUGCGGGAGGACGAGUCAGAGUGGGACGGGGACUGUAACCUGGCCGGACCCCCUGCUCUGGUGGGCUCCUAUGGCACCUCCCCUGAGGGCAUUGGAGGCUACAUUCAUUCCCACCGGCCGCUGGGCCCAGGAGAGUUUGAGUCCUUCAUCGACGUCUAUGCCAUCCGGAGUGCUGAGGGGGCCCCCCAGAAGGAGGUGUAUUUCAUGGGCCUCAUUGACAUCCUAACACAGUAUGAUGCCAAGAAGAAGGCAGCUCAUGCAGCCAAAACUGUCAAGCACGGGGCAGGAGCGGAGAUCUCAACUGUCCACCCAGAGCAGUAUGCUAAGCGAUUCCUGGAUUUCAUUGCCAACAUCUUUGCCUAAGAGCCUGCCUGGCUCCACGGUGACUGCUGCUCUACGUUGAAGGUGGUGGGUUCUGAGAGUCUUAGGGGAACUGGAUUUUUCCACUACUUCUCUUCCUUGCUAAAUUCAGGCUGCAGGCUCCUUCCAACCCAAUCAUUCCAUCUUGGUGGAUAGGCUUUUCCUGCCCGAGAAGCACGCUGUCCUUUCUCCCCGCGUCCGUUUUGCUGCCCGCUCUCCCCACUCCCAGGAAGCCCUCUUGCUUCAUUAGAGUGCUGUUGUUGACUCCUAAGUGCCUUGAUCUUUGAAAAAUACCUUGUUUCUAUGAAAUAGGAGGAGCUGGGGGUAGGGGUUGUUUGCCGUCUUCGGGACCUGACAGGACAGUGGACGUGCCUCAAGCAGCCACCCCGAUGCACUUUCCUGUGUGGGAGAGACUGAAUGCCUGGGUCUCGCUGACGCCUGUGUACGCUGAUGCCUGUGUAGGGCUCUUGUGGCGAUGCUUUCUUCCUGCAGGCCCUGGGAUGGAGGGUUCUCAGGAGACUGCAAGUGUGGGUCCUGCAAGUGUGGGUGCAGGCAUUCACGCGUGGACAGUCAGCAGGCUGGCACCUCACAGGCAGGACCCAAGCGGACUUUUGUGACUAUGCAGAGAAUGGAGAAAGGUCCCUGUCAACCAUUGACUACUAUCCAUUCUCUUCCCCCAUUCCACCCCGCUUUGAUCUGUAGCCAUGAGUACUUCUGGAUCAGGAACCCAGACACGGCCGGGCCAGAGCUGUCCGAGCCGAGCCUAGGGCCAGGUGUGAGGCCUCUGCUGCUGCACCUGCCCAGAGCCUUGCACCUUUGCUGGGGUGCACCCUUCCGCGAGGGGAUAGAGCGGUGGAGCCUGGGAGGACAGGUCAGGGUACCAGGUUCAGUCCCUAUGUGACAUUCCUUUCUUCCUGUCCAGUAAAUCCCAAGGUCCCUUUGUAGCCAAGGGAACAGCUCCAUGUGACUCGGUUUCCAUAAUUUCAAGAGGACAGAGAUCUUGAGUGUGGGAACCUCCCCAUCCCCUGGACAUAAGUACCCAGCACACAUCCUCCCUCUUCGCAGACACUUUUUCUAGUUGGGUUUGUUAUUCUGUUCCCUUCUGUCCCAUCUCUCACUGCUAAUGUGUCUCCCGGGGGACAGAUGGCCGCCUUUGUCAUCUUCCCACCCCCAGAGAGGAGUCAGAGCCAUAACUCCAUCACCCGGCCCCUUCCAAAGAUAGUUGAGUUAGUGUGUGACACCCUCAGAAUGUAGAGGAGCUUACACAGCAGCUAAUGCCUGUAAAAACCCAGCACUCAAGGAGGCCGCAGCAGAGUCAGUGAGGGUCCAAGGCUCGCUUGAACAGCCUGUGCUACAGAGUAAGACAUGGUCUCAGGAAAACUCAAAAAGAGGUAUGGGCUUGAGCCCUGGAGAUUAUAACUCAGUCGGUAGAGUGCUUGCCUAGCAUGUACAAAGCUCUGGGUUCCAUCCCCAGCACCAUGUAAACCAGGUGUGGUGGUGCACACCUAUAAUUUUAGCACUUGGGAAAGGAAGGCAGGGAGGAUCAGGUAUUCAGGGUCGCCCUCAGUUACAUAGCAAGUUUGAGGCCAGCCAAGGAUAGAUGCUGGAGACUGUCUGGGAAAACAAGAUUCUGCAAUGAGAUAGAUUGUCUUGUCUCUGCCCAGAGCCUUUGGCAUGGUUGCUGUUCUGUUCACCUUUAGGCCUCCACGCCCUGGGGAUGGGGAGUGGGCAGUAAGGGCACAAAGCCGCUUUGCUGUGUGACUGGCCCGACCAGUCACUCUCAUAAGAAGCCAUGAGGUCCUGGGGAGAAGUCCCCUCUCACCUUUACACCAAAGGAAGCGGCAAAAGGCAGGCCCAGCAGGGGUGGGAGGGGCCUGCCUGCUGGGUCUCUCCCAUCCCAUAAUCACCCUUUUCCCUCUUGAUGCAAUAAAGCCCCAUGACACCAGCAGCCCCUCCUUAGAACUGGAUUCUCCAGCCAUGAGGUUGAGUAUUAUGGGCAGUAUGGUCAUCUUCAUUUAUUGCUUCUGUUUUCCAUCAUUUUUUUUAUUAAUAAAAAGCUGUGUUUACCUGUAUUUACUCCUAAUACACAGUAAAAUAAAUUAUUCAGUCCAAAUCA
Molecule: messenger RNA, 3425 nt
Organism: Phodopus roborovskii (desert hamster)
Lineage: Eukaryota; Metazoa; Chordata; Mammalia; Rodentia; Cricetidae
Gene: Pip4k2c
Product: phosphatidylinositol-5-phosphate 4-kinase type 2 gamma
Exons: 10
Coding region: 47-1312 (421 amino acids)
Biological process (GO): phosphatidylinositol metabolic process
Molecular function (GO): phosphatidylinositol kinase activity
Source: RefSeq, a predicted model, not a curated record